This is a messenger RNA of Dictyostelium purpureum, 162 nucleotides long. RefSeq lists its product as uncharacterized. The record is from RefSeq and is a predicted model, not a curated record. NCBI's taxonomy places the organism in Eukaryota, Evosea, Eumycetozoa, Dictyosteliales, Dictyosteliaceae. The transcript has a single exon. The coding region runs from base 1 to 162 and encodes 53 amino acids.
AUGAAGAAUGGCAUGAUUGCAUUCCGAAUGAAGAAUAAAGUUUUUUACAAUCGUGGUCAAGAUAACAACAUCAAUCAAUGUGCUAAUGAAACCUCCGUUGCUUUAGUCCCAUGCACUAAAAGUAAUUUCAAAAAACCUGACUAUGCGUAUAAGAAAGUUUAG